Molecule: messenger RNA, 507 nt
Organism: Bipolaris zeicola 26-R-13
Lineage: Eukaryota; Fungi; Ascomycota; Dothideomycetes; Pleosporales; Pleosporaceae
Exons: 2
Coding region: 1-507 (168 amino acids)
Molecular function (GO): carbonate dehydratase activity; zinc ion binding
Source: RefSeq, a predicted model, not a curated record
AUGCCGUCCCACGGAGAGCGAAAUAUGGAGCACGGAAGCGAUGCUUACGCUGCCACCUUCAACCAGGGCCAUCUAGCCCUCCCACCUAGCCAGAGAUACACCAUUGUUACCUGCAUGGAUGCACGAAUAGACCCAACAAGGGCAUUCGGAAUACCACUCGGAGCCGCCCAUGUCAUCCGCAACGCAGGCGCUUCUGUACGCGACGCCUUUCGAUCCAUCAUCAUCUCACAACAACUGCUCGGCACAAGGGAAGUGAUGAUUGUCAAGCAUACCGGAUGCGGCAUGCUCACAUUCGACAACCCCACUGCCAAAGCCAUCAUUUCCAAGAAGAGGGGAGAGGUAGCCGCAAGAGAAGUGGAGCACAUGGACUUUCAGCCCUUCCACAACCUGGAGAUCCAGGUCAAGAAGGAUGUACAAUGGCUGCGCAUCAAAGCAGUAGAGGAAAACAUUCGUUUCAGUGGCUGGAUAUACGACGUGGAGACGGGGAAGACAAAGCGGAUAGUCUAA